UCUGGUCCUGGAGGAGUGAGGAACACUCACUGUCAACACAACUAGUUUCGGACACGAGGAGAGAGAAAAAAGAGAGGCAGACAGCAGGGAGCUCCAGAGUCGAAUAAAAAUGCAAGAUCCGGCGAACCCGAAACCGGAUCCGAGCUCUAGCUCUCAGGCCUCUCAGAGGCCACGCAUGACGACGCCGUUUCCGGACCCAAGUCCCAGCCUUUCGUUCCGGGGCUCCUACCACCGUCGAGCCCAAUCCGAAGUCCAAUUCCGGAUCCCCGACGACCUGGAUCUGCUCCAGGACCCGUUCGACGGCCCAUCCGGCAGCUUCGAGGAGCUGGGCGGCUCCGAGGACGACCUCUUCUGCACCUACAUGGACAUCGAGAAGCUCGGAUCCAAGCUCGACGAUGGACCCUCCGACCCAAAACUCGAGAAUCCCGGAGGCUCCACGGAGACAGGUGUCGAGCUUGGUGGAGAGAUGAGUGCGAGGCCAAGGCACCGGCAUAGCAACUCGGUUGACGCGUCUUUGGACAGCAUAGAGGCCAAGAAGGCCAUGGCUCCUGAUAAGCUCGCCGAGCUCUGGACUGUCGACCCAAAACGAGCUAAGAGGAUUUUGGCAAAUCGGCAGUCUGCUGCUCGGUCAAAAGAGAGGAAGGCCCGGUACAUCUCAGAACUUGAAAGAAAAGUUCAGACCCUACAAACAGAAGCUACUACCCUAUCUGCACAACUCACUCUGUUCCAGAGAGAUACAACAGGCUUAUCUACUGAGAACUCAGAGCUUAAGCUUCGGGUGCAAGCUAUGGAACAACAAGCUCAGUUACGUGAUGCUCUCAAUGAUGCACUGAAGAAAGAACUUGAGAGGCUCAAGAUUGCAACCGGGGAAGUACUAACACACACUGAUUCAUACAACAUGGGAAUGCACCAAAUUCCAUAUUCGCAAUCCCCCUUCUUUCCCAGUCAGUCACAAGCGGGGCAGCGUGAUUCCCAGAACAUUCACAUGCCACAGUUUCAUCCUUUCCAGCCAAAUAUGUCAGCUCCCCAUCAGCCUAUGCUUUCUGCAGCCCAGUCACAUGCGUGCUCAGAUAUGUUGCAGCAGGAUUCGAUUGGCCGAUUUCAGGGGCUUGACAUCAGUAACAGAGGUUCUCAUCUAGUGAGGCCUGAAGGGCCUUCCAUAUCUGCUGGUGAAAGCAACAGGAGAUUUUGAAUGCUGAUCUACCCCAGGUCCACCUUAUUUAUUGGAUUGUUCAUAGACUGACCUCAACCAAAGGUAUGGUUUAAACUCGUUUAUUGGACUUUGAUUCUUUGAAUUGAUUGCUCCCAAAAUUUUUGGUAGCUGCUUUAGGUCUUAAGCUGUUCAUGAAUGCUUAUUCAGUUCCUAAUUGAUUCCUUGGGGUUGCUCAUGUGAGAAUAGAGCAUUGUAAGAGAUGCAACUUUUCAUGCCUGGGACCCCCCUAUCCCUUCCUUUGUGUUCUGUUCAUUUGUAACCCUUGAAAAUGUCAUACUGUGGAAAUCGGUGUUGUUAUGUUCAUAUUGUGGUUUUGACUUUUAUGUAGUGGAUUGACUC
This is a messenger RNA of Prunus mume (Japanese apricot), 1552 nucleotides long. RefSeq names its product Basic-leucine zipper (bZIP) transcription factor family protein. Gene Ontology annotation, biological process: regulation of DNA-templated transcription. The record is from RefSeq and is a predicted model, not a curated record. Gene Ontology annotation, molecular function: DNA-binding transcription factor activity. Gene Ontology annotation, cellular component: nucleus. NCBI's taxonomy places the organism in Eukaryota, Viridiplantae, Streptophyta, Magnoliopsida, Rosales, Rosaceae.